AUGGCGUCUAAUAUAGAAGUAGAACGUUUAAGCCAGCACUUCUGUAUGUUAAUCAAGAACAGAAAGAACAGAGGAAAUGGUGCUCUUGCAGAACAUUCUGAAAAUGUGCAUAUUUCAGGAGUGUCACCUGCGUGUGGAGAAACUCCAGAACAGAUCCGAGCACCAAGCGGUGUGAUCACCAGCCCAGGCUGGCCUUCUGAGUACCCUGCCAAGGUCAACUGUAGCUGGCUCAUCAGGGCGAACCCAGGGGAAAUUAUUACUAUAAGUUUUCAGGAUUUCGAUAUUCAGGGGUCCAGAAGAUGUAGUUUGGACUGGUUGACAAUAGAAACAUACAAGAAUAUUGAGAGCUACCGAGCUUGUGGUUCCACAAUCCCACCGCCGUACAUUUCUUCACAAGACCACGUCUGGAUCAGGUUCCAUUCCGAUGACAGUAUCUCGAGAAAGGGUUUCAGACUGGCAUAUUUUUCAGGGAAAUCCGGGGAGCCAGGCUGCGCGUGCGACCAGUUUCGCUGUGGAAACGGGAAGUGCGUCCCCGAGGCCUGGCGGUGCAACAGCAUGGACGAGUGCGGGGACGGCUCGGACGAGGAGGCCUGUGCGAAGGCCGCGCCCCCCACGCCCGCCCCCUCCCAGCCCUGCGCCUACAACCAGUUCCAGUGCCUGUCCCGCUUCACCAGAGUCUACACCUGCCUGCCCGAGUCGCUCAAGUGCGAUGGCAACAUCGACUGCCUUGACCUGGGCGACGAGAUAGACUGUGAGGUGCCAACUUGCGGGCAGUGGUUAAAGUAUUUUUAUGGCACUUUUAAUUCUCCCAAUUACCCGGACUUCUAUCCCCCUGGAAGCAAUUGCACCUGGUUAAUAGACACCGGCGACCACCGUAAAGUCAUCUUGCGCUUCACGGACUUUAAACUUGAUGGCACUGGGUACGGCGAUUAUGUCCGAAUAUACGACGGGCUAGAGGAAAACCCACACAAGCUCCUGCGUGUGUUAACUGCCUUCGACUCUCACGCACCUCUCACGGUUGUUUCCUCCUCUGGACAGAUACGGGUCCAUUUUUGUGCAGAUAAAGUGAAUGCUGCCAGGGGAUUUAAUGCUACCUACCAAGUAGAUGGCUUCUGUUUGCCCUGGGAAAUACCCUGUGGAGGCAACUGGGGGUGUUACACUGAGCAGCAGCGCUGCGAUGGGUAUUGGCACUGCCCAAAUGGAAGGGACGAGAUCAACUGCACCAUGUGCCAAAGGGAAGAGUUCCCGUGCUCCCGAAACGGCGUCUGUUACCCUCGUUCUGAUCGCUGCAACUACCAGAAUCAUUGCCCAAACGGCUCCGAUGAAAAAAACUGCUUUUUCUGCCAGCCCGGGAAUUUUCAUUGUAAAAACAAUCGCUGUGUGUUUGAAAGCUGGGUGUGUGACUCCCAGGAUGACUGCGGCGACGGCAGCGACGAGGAGAACUGCCCGGUGAUCGUGCCCACCAGGGUGAUCACGGCGGCCGUCAUAGGGAGCCUCAUCUGCGGCCUGCUGCUCGUCAUUGCGUUGGGCUGUACCUGCAAGCUCUACUCCCUGAGAAUGUUCGAGCGAAGGUCUUUUGAAACCCAGUUGUCCAGAGUGGAAGCAGAGUUGUUAAGAAGAGAAGCUCCCCCCUCUUACGGACAGCUGAUCGCGCAGGGUCUGAUUCCACCCGUUGAGGAUUUUCCUGUCUGUUCGCCUAACCAGGCUUCUGUGUUGGAGAACCUGAGGCUGGCCGUCCGAUCUCAGCUUGGACUCACUUCCAUCAGGCUUCCUAUGGCAGGCAGAUCCAGCAGCCUUUGGAACCGUAUUUUCAACUUCGCAAGGUCACGUAAUUCAGGGUCAUUGGCUUUGGUCUCGGCAGAUGGUGACGAGGUUGUCCCUAGUCAGAGUACCAGCAGAGAACCUGAAAGAAAUCACACUCACAGAGGUUUGUUUUCCGUGGAGUCAGACGACACAGACACAGAAAGUGAAAGAAGAGAUUCGGCAGGAGCAUCUGGCGGGGUCGCAGCUCCUUUGCCCCAGAAAGUCCCCCCCGCCACAGCGGUAGAAGCAACAGUGGGAGCAAGUGGAAGUUCCUCAGCUCAGAGCGCCCGAGGCGGCCACACAGAUAACGGAAGGGAUGUGACGGGUGCGGAACCCCCAAGUGUGAGUCCCGCACGGCACCAGCUCACAAGUGCCCUCAGUCGCAUGACCCAGGGGCUGCGUUGGGUCCGGCUCACACUGGGGCGGUCCAGCGCCCCCAGCCAGAACCAGAGCCCCUUGAGACAGCUCGACCCUGGGGUCGGCGGGAGGGAGGAGGAAGACGACGUUGAGAUGCUCAUUCCAGUUUCCGACGGGGCUGCGGACUUGGAUGCGAGCGACUGCUCCAGGCCUCUGCUUGGCCUGGCCUCCGACCAG
Messenger RNA from Miniopterus natalensis, 2397 nucleotides. NCBI's taxonomy places the organism in Eukaryota, Metazoa, Chordata, Mammalia, Chiroptera, Miniopteridae. The record is from RefSeq and is a predicted model, not a curated record.